AGAAGUAAGAUUGAGCGAUGGGAGUAGAGGGCAGGUUAGGACCCUGCCCCAGACUCUGACCAUCACUAAGGCCUUUGACCAGAGAAAUGUACCCCCUGGGGUCCUUUCCGCCCCCUUCACUUCACCACUUUUACCCCCCUCCCCCACCUCCAAUCCUUAUUUCCAUUCCCCCUCCCUCCUCUAGUGUCCAUCACCUAUAUCUUUCCCCCCAUACGGUGUCCGUUCCUUAUAUGAGUCCCCAUUCUGUUCUUCCCCUAUCUCAGUCCCUUCUCUGGCCCAUUCCCUCUCCCCUCCCUUCUAUCUGGUAGCUCCCUUAUAUCUCUGCCACCUCUCUACCUCUCCUUCAUGACCCCAUUGUCUUAGUACCCCUGUUAGGUGCACCUCAUUUCCUCUGCCCCAUGUCUGACUGGGCUCUUCUGGUAUAUUCCCUUGUCUCUAGGGGUUGACUCUCAUUUCUGCCUCCUUUUCACUUAGCUCCAUCCCUGUGAUUUGUCCCCCAGUCCAUCCUCUAUCCCUACCCCAUUCCCCAUCUUGUCACUGCAAGUCUGUGCCUACCUACUUUCCCCUAAUACCUUACUUCGCUCUUACCACUCGUUCCUCUUUUCUUGUCUCUUCUACUUCCUGGGGCGUUGGAGAUUUGGGGUGCAAAGAUGUAGGUUUUGAUGGUUGGAACAGGGCCUACGAGACAUCCCCAUCUAAGCCCUGUGGGAUUUCUUAUCCUAGUAAAAUUUUUUCCCUUUUCUCAGCUGUGUUGGUCUGUCUCUUGCAUCUGCCUCCCAGAAUCAUCCUUACUUAAGUCCAGACAAUAUGUGUGUGUGGGGUGUGUGUUUCCAGAGUCGCUCCUAAGCCACGUUCCCUGCAACCUUCCCUGCUCCCAGGGGGAAAGUGUCCCCUAAACUCUAGCCUGCCUUCCUGUGGCUACAGCCAGAACCAGCCCCUCCCAGAAUGUUUAUAUGUAUCAACAGACUUCUCUUCUGGGAGCCCUCAGAGUCUGAGUGCGGUGGGCAUGUUGCCUGCAGUGUGUGCAGUCUCAGAGCCUAGGGACUGGUGAUAUCUGUAUCUAAGAGGGUAUUGGAGAGAAUCUCUGAGGUGGCAUGGAGAUAGUGAAAGUCUGGAAGUACUGGGGUUUCUAAAUAUAUGUAUUCUAGGGGUUCAUCUCUGACUCUGAUGUGAAGGUUACGUCCAUUUGAAGAACAUGCAUAUCGACAGAAAGGGGGUAGAUUUUUCAAAACUUUCCUGCUCAGGGGUAUUCAGUUAGAUUUUAUUUUAUUUUAAAGUAGGCUCCACUCCCAACAUGGGGAUGGAACUCAUGACCCUGAGAUCAAGAGUCACAUUCUCUACUGACUGAGCCAGCCAGGCGCCCCGGGGUACUCAUUUAGGAGGGAGCUUAAAGAACAGUUCUUUUCUUGCAAUAUAUCCAUGAUUAGUUAUCCUGCAAAGGUGACAGGAUUUGAUUUUUUUUUCUUCCUCUAAAUUGUUUCACGCUGUGAUACCUUAAACCUAUUUUCUAUCACUUUGAUGUCACCAAUUUGAUUCUUACUUCCAUAGGGCCUGUUCCCUGUGUCCCUGUGAUGGUGUGUAGCAUUGGGAUUUAAAGGAGAGACAGUUUGCAGGGAUGGGGGAAAGGAAAGAACAGCUAAACUGGGUAAGAUGCCCCCUGGGGCAUCUCCGAGCAUGGGCAAUGCUUGGUCUAGUGUUCUUUUUCAGAAGUUUGUCCCCAUCCUCAGCUUGCACUUUGGAGGCCCCCUCUCUGUCACAGGCCCAGACCUUCCAUCCUUCCUUCCCCUCUUUCUUCCUCAAGCUCCUCACUGUGCCUUGGAGAGGUUCCUAACCUGUGGAGUUGGCUUCCGUCCUGUCCGUGGAGACUAGGUGAAGAGAAGGGGCAGUACUGAAUCUUUAAUCUCUGGGCAUGGAGUGGGAGAAGAGAUCAAUUCAGUCUCUGUUCAUUCAAACAAAGGCAUGUCUCCUACCUCCUCACUCUCCAGCCCCUCCAUAGCCAGAUGUUGACAAGACCUAUCCUCCCCCUACCACCAGAAGAACCAGAACUUUCCCCAGAGGUUGAGCGGGGUUGGGCUAGAGGAGGAGGGAGCUGAGAAUAGAGGAGAGACAGGAGGAGAGGCCCUCUCCUGUCUCUGAUUCUGUGAACAGAUGUACGGGGACCCCCUAUGCACCGAACCCAAUACGUUCAUUCCCCAUAUGAUCGUCCUGGUUGGAACCCACGGUUCUGCAUCAUCUCGGGGAACCAGCUUCUCAUGCUGGAUGAGGACGAGAUACACCCCCUUCUGAUCCGGGACCGGAGGAGCGAGUCCAGUCGCAACAAACUGCUGAGACGCACGGUCUCCGUGCCGGUGGAGGGGCGGCCCCACGGCGAGCAUGAAUACCACUUGGGUCGCUCGAGGAGGAAGAGCGUCCCAGGGGGGAAGCAGUACAGCAUGGAGGCCGCCCCCGCUGCGCCCUUCCGGCCCUCGCAAGGCUUCCUGAGCCGGAGGCUAAAAAGCUCCAUCAAACGCACGAAGUCACAACCCAAACUUGACCGGACCAGCAGCUUUCGCCAGAUCCUGCCUCGCUUCCGAAGUGCUGACCAUGACCGGGCCCGGCUGAUGCAGAGCUUCAAGGAGUCACACUCGCACGAGUCUUUGCUGAGCCCUAGCAGUGCGGCCGAGGCCUUGGAGCUCAACUUGGAUGAAGAUUCCAUUAUCAAGCCAGUGCAUAGCUCCAUCCUGGGCCAGGAGUUCUGUUUUGAGGUAACAACGUCUUCAGGGACAAAAUGUUUUGCCUGUCGUUCUGCCGCCGAGAGGGACAAAUGGAUCGAGAACCUACAACGGGCAGUAAAACCAAACAAGGACAACAGCCGACGGGUGGACAAUGUGUUGAAGCUGUGGAUCAUAGAGGCUCGGGAGCUCCCCCCCAAGAAGCGGUACUACUGCGAGCUCUGCCUGGAUGAUAUGCUGUAUGCCCGCACCACCUCCAAGCCCCGGUCGGCCUCGGGGGACACCGUCUUCUGGGGCGAGCACUUUGAGUUUAACAAUCUACCGGCUGUCCGUGCCCUGCGGCUACAUCUGUACCGUGACUCAGACAAAAAGCGCAAGAAGGACAAGGCGGGCUACGUUGGCCUGGUGACUGUGCCCGUGGCCACCCUAGCUGGGCGCCACUUCACAGAGCAGUGGUACCCCGUGACCCUGCCGACAGGCAGUGGGGGCUCUGGGGGCAUGGGGGGUUCAGGAGGGGGCGGGGGCUCAGGGAGCGGCUCAGGGGGCAAGGGCAAAGGAGGCUGCCCAGCUGUGCGGCUGAAAGCACGCUACCAGACGAUGAGUAUCCUGCCCAUGGAGCUGUAUAAGGAGUUUGCAGAGUACGUCACCAACCACUACCGGAUGCUGUGUGCCGUAUUGGAGCCCGCCCUGAAUGUCAAGGGCAAGGAGGAGGUUGCCAGUGCACUGGUUCACAUUCUGCAGAGUACGGGCAAGGCCAAGGACUUCCUUUCAGACAUGGCCAUGUCCGAGGUAGACCGGUUCAUGGAACGGGAGCACCUCAUAUUCCGCGAGAACACGCUCGCCACUAAAGCCAUAGAAGAGUACAUGAGACUGAUUGGUCAGAAAUACCUCAAGGAUGCCAUCGGGGAAUUCAUCCGUGCUCUGUAUGAGUCGGAGGAGAACUGCGAAGUGGACCCUAUCAAGUGCACGGCGUCCAGCCUGGCAGAGCACCAGGCCAACCUGCGGAUGUGCUGUGAGUUGGCCCUGUGCAAGGUGGUCAACUCCCACUGCGUGUUCCCGAGGGAGCUGAAGGAGGUGUUUGCAUCUUGGCGGCUGCGCUGCGCAGAGCGGGGCCGGGAGGACAUCGCUGACAGGCUGAUCAGCGCCUCGCUCUUCUUGCGCUUCCUCUGCCCAGCCAUUAUGUCGCCCAGUCUCUUUGGGCUCAUGCAGGAGUACCCAGAUGAGCAGACCUCACGAACCCUAACCCUCAUUGCCAAGGUCAUCCAGAACCUGGCCAACUUUUCCAAGUUUACCUCAAAGGAGGACUUUCUGGGAUUCAUGAAUGAGUUUCUGGAGCUGGAGUGGGGUUCCAUGCAGCAGUUCCUGUAUGAGAUCUCCAACCUGGACACGCUGACCAACAGCAGUAGCUUUGAGGGUUACAUCGACUUGGGCCGAGAGCUCUCCACACUGCAUGCCCUGCUCUGGGAGGUGCUGCCCCAGCUCAGUAAGGAAGCCCUUCUGAAGCUGGGCCCACUGCCCCGGCUCCUCAAUGACAUCAGCACAGCUCUGAGGAACCCCAACAUCCAAAGGCAGCCAAGCCGUCAGAGUGAGCGGCCCCGGCCUCAGCCUGUGGUGCUGCGAGGCCCAUCGGCCGAGAUGCAGGGCUACAUGAUGCGGGACCUCAACAGCUCCAUCGACCUUCAGUCCUUCAUGGCUCGAGGCCUCAACAGCUCUAUGGACAUGGCUCGCCUCCCUUCCCCAACCAAGGAGAAGCCACCCCCACCGCCCCCUGGUGGGGGGAAAGACCUGUUCUAUGUAAGCCGUCCACCACUGGCCCGUUCCUCGCCGGCAUACUGCACGAGCAGCUCGGACAUCACAGAGCCAGAGCAGAAGAUGCUGAGUGUCAACAAGAGUGUCUCCAUGCUGGAUUUGCAGGGCGACGGGCCCGGCGGCCGUCUCAACAGCAGCAGUGUGUCCAACCUGGCGGCCGUUGGGGACCUGCUGCACUCGAGCCAGGCUUCCCUGACAGCGGCCUUAGGGCUGCGGCCUGCGCCCGCUGGACGCCUCUCCCAGGGGAGUGGCUCGUCCAUUACAGCGGCUGGCAUGCGCCUCAGCCAGAUGGGUGUCACCACGGACGGUGUCCCUGCCCAGCAACUGCGUAUCCCCCUCUCCUUUCAGAACCCUCUCUUCCACAUGGCUGCUGAUGGGCCAGGCCCCCCAGGGGGCCACGGAGGGGGUGGUGGCCAUGCCCCUCCCUCCUCCCAUCACCACCAUCACCACCAUCACCACCACCGAGGUGGAGAGCCCCCCGGGGACACCUUUGCCCCAUUCCAUGGCUAUAGCAAGAGUGAGGACCUCUCCUCAGGGGUCCCCAAGCCCCCCGCCGCUUCCAUCCUUCACAGCCACAGCUACAGUGAUGAGUUUGGACCCUCUGGCACCGACUUCACCCGUCGGCAGCUCUCACUCCAGGACAACCUGCAGCACAUGCUGUCCCCUCCCCAGAUCACUAUUGGUCCCCAGAGGCCCGCCCCCUCAGGGCCCGGAGGUGGGAGCGGUGGUGGGGGCAGUGGUGGGGGUGGCGGGGGCCAGCCGCCUCCAUUGCAGAGGGGCAAGUCUCAGCAGUUGACGGUCAGCGCUGCCCAGAAACCCCGGCCAUCCAGUGGGAAUCUGUUGCAGUCACCGGAGCCGAGUUACGGCCCUGCCCGUCCGCGGCAACAAAGCCUCAGCAAAGAGGGCAGCAUUGGGGGCAGCGGGGGCAGCGGUGGCGGAGGGGGUGGGGGGCUCAAGCCCUCCAUCACCAAGCAGCAUUCUCAGGCGCCAUCCACGCUGAAUCCCACAAUGCCAGCCUCCGAGCGAACGGUAGCCUGGGUCUCCAACAUGCCUCACCUGUCAGCUGACAUCGAGAGUGCCCACAUCGAGCGAGAAGAGUACAAGCUCAAGGAGUACUCUAAGUCGAUGGAUGAGAGCCGGCUGGACAGGGUGAAGGAGUAUGAGGAGGAGAUCCACUCACUGAAGGAGCGGCUGCACAUGUCCAACCGGAAGCUAGAAGAGUAUGAGCGGAGGCUGCUGUCCCAGGAAGAGCAGACCAGCAAAAUCUUGAUGCAGUAUCAGGCCAGACUGGAGCAGAGCGAGAAGAGGCUAAGGCAGCAGCAGGUGGAGAAGGAUUCGCAGAUCAAGAGCAUCAUUGGCAGGCUGAUGCUGGUGGAGGAGGAGCUGCGCCGGGACCACCCCGCCAUGCCUGAGCCGCUGCCCGAACCCAAGAAGAGGCUGCUCGACGCUCAGCUCCUCAUCAGGUAAUUCUCCUGGUUCCGCUUUGACCACGGGCGGAGGACACAGGGGGAGGUGACUCCGGACCACUGCAGGAGAGGCAGCUUCCCCCCUUGGGUCCAACAAACCCGCGUGUGACGCUGGCCCCACCUUGGAACGGCCUGGCCCCCCCAGCACCGCCCCCCCCCACCCCGGCUGCAGAUCACCGAGAACGGCGAGUUCCGAAACACCGCAGACCACUAGCCCACCCAGCAUCACAGACCUUCUUCUCCUUCCCCAUGCACCCCACCCUGGAACAGCACCCACCACCAGGACUGGAUAUCGCCGAGGGACAGCGGGAUUGCCUCCCCGAAUGCCUCCUUGGGGGGGCAUCAAUCCCCCACCCCCACCGCACCAUUUCCAGGGGGGAGAGUGGGGACCCUUAGCUGUCCCCUUUUCCUUCCUGUUGGGGUGCUGCCCCCUGUGACCCCCAGGGACCCUUGCCCCAGGACACCACCUACCCCACACAGACCCCUUCACUCCGGGGUGCUAUCCCCAUCCUCUGCCUCAUCGUUCCCCUGAGCACUGGGGGACAGACCCUCGCCCCCACCCUGGGGGUGUGGCACCUCCAAACUUUCAACUUCAGGGUGAUUUUUUAGCAGUAACCAGAGCUGACAAUCUAACUCCCCUCCACCGCCCCAUUUUGGCCUCCCCUGUCCCCCUUGUUAUGGGGAGGGGACCCCAGGUGAGGGGGCCCUAUUACCCCUUGAUUUCUCAGGAGCGUCUGGGGGGGGCUCAGCACGCACAAACUCCUUCUCCUCCUACUACUCUUAAAUUUACUCCCUCCCCACCCAGAACCCAGAUGGGGUGGAGGGGCCACCGGGGCAGGGAGGGGGCGGCAAGGGGGGAAUGGGAGUCAUCUCCCCUUCCUCCCACACCUGAUCUGCUCUUGGCUGGUCCCAGAGCGGGGUGAGGGGGCUUAUGCCCCCCCCCUCCCCCAGUGUGUUGGGUGGGGUGGAAUUGAGGUUAGGGUGAGGGGUUAGGGUCUAGGAGGGUGUGUAUGUUAGGGAGGACAGACUAGUUGAUCUGCCCUACCCUGACACACACAGCCCCCCUUGUCCCUCCCCCUCUCUCUUCUUGGUCUCUACUCCCAGGGGGAGGGGGGAACUUACUCUAGGAAAAGCCAUGUCUCUCUCCCCCAGGGUGGGGGGACCUGUGUUGGAGGAGGGGUGUUGGGGGCCCCCUUCCAUGACUCUGUCCCCCCCCCGGGGGAGGUAGGACAGGGCUGGGCUUCCCUCUCAUCCUCCCCCCUCCCCAAUCUCCCUCCACCUCCCUCCCUCCCGCCAGCUCCACAAUUUUUCGGUGUUUCUCUGUACAUAGCUCUCUGGCGGGAUAGGGGAGGUAGGAUGGAUGGGGUUUAGGGUGGGUAGGUCAUGGGAGGGGAGAAGCCCCUCCUUGGCACCCCCAUUUCCCUGACUGCUGUCCCCUACCCAGCCUUGCCCCCUCAUCCCUUCUUGCGUUUGGUAUUGAGACUCUUUCCAGACUUCACCCUUCUUUCUUUUGUAUGGACAGUUCCCCUUCAGUCCCAUCCCCCUACACACAUACACCCAGCCGGGGCCAAAUUUAUACUUAUAUAAAAGUUGUAAAUAUGUGAAAUUUUAUCCCUGUGCCCUCUCCUUGCUUUCCCAACCUCAGACCCUACCCCUGGAUCCUCUUUCCUCUUCUCUUUGGCUGUUGUAAUUAUCUGGGGUUUGUACUGUACAUAUCGGGGGUGUGUGUGUGUGGGCUGGGGGCAACCCCUCUGUACAGAGCUUCCUGGCCCCCUCCCCCCCCCACGCGUCCCUCCCCCUCCACCACCCUAAGGGUAGGGAGAUGCUCUUCCUACUUGUUUUAUUUUGUUUUCUCGUUCUCCCUCCCCACCCUGUCCCACCCCACUCCCAGCCUCUCUGUCCUUCACCACUAUCCCUUUUUCUCCACUCCCAGCCCCAUUUCCUUUUUUUCUGGAGUGUGUGGUGAAACAGAAAAAUCAUGUUUAAUAAACGGAGAUUGUUCUUUUA
Molecule: messenger RNA, 7993 nt
Organism: Panthera uncia (snow leopard)
Lineage: Eukaryota; Metazoa; Chordata; Mammalia; Carnivora; Felidae
Gene: SYNGAP1
Product: synaptic Ras GTPase activating protein 1
Biological process (GO): regulation of GTPase activity; negative regulation of Ras protein signal transduction
Source: RefSeq, a predicted model, not a curated record